Penicillium robsamsonii is the source of this 726-nucleotide messenger RNA. RefSeq lists its product as uncharacterized. Lineage: Eukaryota; Fungi; Ascomycota; Eurotiomycetes; Eurotiales; Aspergillaceae. The record is from RefSeq and is a predicted model, not a curated record. Bases 1 to 726 code for a protein of 241 amino acids. The transcript has 2 exons.
AUGUCUAACUCUUCUAACUCUGGUCAAGUCCUCUCUAGCCUCGAGGGCACACAAAUUACCAUGAACUCUCCGCCCCAACCCCCGAUUAACUUCAUGCCUGAGACCUGGGAGAUAGUCGAAGAGAUUGAAGAGGAUACCGUGACCCAGUCGGAGCAAAAUUUCAUUGAUGGUCAGGGUCCUGCAUACGUUGCUGGAAGGUUUUUGUGUCGCCCCUCCGGUGCGCAAGGGCCCUUCGCGUUCUUGCGUAUCUACCAGCAGAUACCCUGGCUUGGAACAGAAUUGCGAAAGGCUUCAGUCCGAGCUGCCCAGGCUACCGGACCUUUCGAGCCCCCAGAGCUCCAAGCCCUGAAGCACUUCAAGCAGCAAGGCUGUAACGUUAUUCCCGAGCUUCUUGCAUAUCAGUUUGAGAAGCAGGAUAAGGAAGAUAUCAUACCGGGCGGAUUUGUCACAUAUGUGAUAUGGAAGAAGGUGCCUGGCGAGCCCUUGGAUUUCACCCGGUUCUGGAAUUGCACUUUCUCGGAGCGGCAAAACAUUCGCGUCAAGUUCCGACAUAUUUACGAGCACAUAUCCGGCUUCAAAGAUGCGACCAACCGCUUUCUUAAUAAGGUUUGGAGCGACACUCACUAUGUCGCGCACGAUCUUGUUUUAGCAAAUCCGUCCAUCCUAUCGUAUUUCCCCAUUGAGAGCAUCGACUUGUACCGAGACGACAAUGGCUGGGAAUGGUAG